AUGCAACCGGCUUCUUUCCCGCCGCAUUCGGAGCACCUGAGCAUCUUCUCCCCGCCGCAUUCCGAGCAUGCAACCGGCUUCUCCCCGCCGCAUUCCGAGCAUGCAACUGUCUUCUCCCCGCCGCAUUGCGAGCAUGCAACCGGCUUCUCCCCGCCGCAUUGCGAGCAUCCAACCGGCUUCUCCCCACCGCAUUCCGAGCAUGCAACUGUCUUCUCCCCGCCGCAUUGCGAGCACCCGAGCGUUUUCUCCCCGCCGCAUUGCGAGCAUGCAACCGGCUUCUCCCCGCCGCAUUGGGAGCAUGCAACCGGCUUCUCCCCGCCGCAUUGCGAGCAUCCAACCGGCUUCUCCCCACCGCAUUCCGAGCAUGCAACUGUCUUCUCCCCGCCGCAUUGCGAGCACCCGAGCGUUUUCUCCCCGCCGCAUUGCGAGCAUGCAACCGGCUUCUCCCCGCCGCAUUCCGAGCAUGCAACCGGCUUCUCCCCGCCGCAUUGCGAGCAUGCAACCGGCUUCUCCCCACCGCAUUCCGAGCACCCGAGCGUUUUCUCCCCGCCGCAUUGCGAGCAUGCAACCAGCUUCUCCCCGCCGCAUCCCCAACACCCAAGCGUCUUCUCCCCACUGCAUUCGGAGCAUGCAACCGUCUUCUCCUCGCCGCAUGCCCAACACCCAAGCACCUUCUCCCCACCGCAUUCCCAGCACCCGAACUAG
Messenger RNA from Spea bombifrons (plains spadefoot toad), 705 nucleotides. RefSeq lists its product as uncharacterized. NCBI's taxonomy places the organism in Eukaryota, Metazoa, Chordata, Amphibia, Anura, Pelobatidae. The transcript has a single exon. The record is from RefSeq and is a predicted model, not a curated record. The coding region runs from base 1 to 705 and encodes 234 amino acids.